AUGGCGCUCCCCACCCGGGUCUCCGCGGCCCUGGCGCUCGUCCUGGCGGCGGCCGGGGCGGCGCCCCCCGAGGGCUGCGCCGCGGCGGCCGAGGAUCGGAGGGAGCGACGGGGUGGGGCUGCUGCAGGCGGCGGGCCGCAGCGCGCAGGCAAGAUCGGGUGCCCGAUCGCCUUCGCCGACUUCGGCGACGACGGCUGCUGCCCUGUAACCACGUUCGUGGGCCCGCCAGAGACGUGCGUGGAGCCGACGUGCGAGAACAUCCUGCAAUACAACUGCAACAUCACGUCGGGCGGUUCGCCGACCUGCACGGACGGCGGUGAGUUGCCCGCGGGCGCGUCGAUUGGCAUAACGAUCGGUGGCAACGCAGUGACGCCGACUGUCUUGCAGACUUGCACGCUCGACGGGAAGAGCUGCUACAAGUACUCGGUGAACGCUGUAGGUAUCCAGAUAGGGGGCAGCACUUACAGUCCAGAUUGUAAUUAUUGA
Messenger RNA from Prorocentrum cordatum, 486 nucleotides. The record is from the annotation of a GenBank genome assembly. NCBI's taxonomy places the organism in Eukaryota, Dinophyceae, Prorocentrales, Prorocentraceae.